Messenger RNA from Soboliphyme baturini, 213 nucleotides. NCBI's taxonomy places the organism in Eukaryota, Metazoa, Nematoda, Enoplea, Dioctophymatida, Soboliphymatidae. The record is from the annotation of a GenBank genome assembly.
AUGUCACCGAGCGAAACUCGGCACCACCUGAUCGAAACUCAUGCCGUCGCCGGUAUCGCCGAUAUUGUUCGAUUUAAUAGCAUGGGACUGACGACUGUGCUACUGCUGAAGUGCUGGUGCCGCGAACGCGUGCGCGAUAGACUGGCACCGGCAGUUAGUGGAAACGGCAUCAGAUCCGCAGCUGACGGACAGCAGUUGAUCGGCAGGCGAUAG